UAUUUUAAAUAUGCAGUUAUUUAUAAAAAAAAUCUGUCAUGGGAGGUAAUAAAAAAGACAACAAACCUAAUGUGGAAUUUCGCAGAGGUGGAAAAUACAGAAAUUCUGCAAAAGCAUUGUUGCCUUAUCGGAGUAAGAAAGCAAUCGGACAUCCCAUUGAUAAUGCUGGAUUCUUUUCCACUGUGUUUUAUUCGUGGGUAACCGGCUUAGUAUGGAAGUUAUACAAGUCUCCAGUUCCAAUUGAAAGUCUGUGGAAAGUUCCAAAGUAUGACGCUGCCGAAACCAACUGCCAGAGGUUCGUUCGAUUAUGGUCUGAGGAGAUAAAAAAUAAAGGGGACUUGGCAUCUUUGAAACGGGUUAUUUUCCGUUUUAUACGUACAAGACUGGCCGUUUCUACAAUAUGCAUAUUAUUUUUUGUUCUUGCACAGUUUGCAAGUAAUGGAAUCGUCGUGAGGUAUUUGCUGCAAUAUGUUGAAACCUCAAAUUCAGACUUGAAAGCCGGGAUAUUACUAGUCGUUGGGAUGUUGAUAGCUGAAGUGAUAAGAUUGAUUUGCUUCUCCAUGGCAUUUGCUGUAAGCAUGAGAUCUGGAGCCCGCACUCGGGCCGCAUUAACAAUGGCAGUUUUUCAAAAAAUACUCCAAGUACCACCAACAGAAUCUUCGAGCGUUGGAGAAAUUGUGAAUUUAUGCUCUAGCGAUGGUGACCGCGUAUUUGACGCUAUUAAUGUUGGACAUUUGCUGUUAACUGGUCCUAUUAUGUUCGUGGUUGGCACCACUUACGUUUGUUUUUUAGUUGGACCAAUUGCAUUGAGUGGUUGCGGUAUUUUUAUUCUAAUUUUGCUGCUUCAAAUUGGUCUGAUGAAAGUUUUGAAUCUUUUAAGACAAAAAGCUGUCAAAUUUACAGACCAGAGAGUAAAAUCAAUCAAUGAAAUUCUCUCUUCCAUUAAACUUAUUAAAAUGUAUGCAUGGGAGGAAUCUUUCACUAAAGUUGUUCAUCAUAUACGAAAUAACGAAUGGAAGUAUCUUCAUCGUGCAAUGUUUCUUCAAAGUUUUAAUAUGGGGUUGGCCGGACUAACACCUUACGUGGCCACGAUAGUAACAAUAGUCUUAGCGAUAUUACUGGGUCAGAACAUCACAAGUUCUGAGGCUUUUACUUGCUUUUCAAUGUUUCAUCUCAUGUCGUUCAGUUUGAAGGUCAUACCUGUGGCUAUGAAGAAUGUCGCAGAAGCAGGGGUGGCGAUUGACAGAGCUCAAAAAGUAUUAAAUCGAAGAGAAUUCAUCGAUUAUUUGACGAAAGAAAUAAAAUCACCAGACGUUCCUAUUGUACUGAAUCAAGCAACUCUAUCGUGGCCUACGGAAAGCAUAAACGCGGAUGGCGGAAAUGGUGUUGAAAAAUCUGACGACAUUUCAAAUAACAUUGAUGUUGAAAAGAGUGGAUUGACUAAAAAUGGAUUGUCCACAUCGACACAGUCAUCUUCGUGCCUAAGCAACAUUACCAUGGAAAUAGCCAAAGGGUCGUUAAUCGGUGUUUGUGGCCGUGUUGGAAGUGGAAAAAGUUCUCUUGUAUCUAGCAUGCUCGGUUAUCUUCAAUUAGAUGAUGGAUCCGUAGCUGUAAGCGGAUCGAUUGCUUACUGCGCUCAACAAGCGUGGAUAAUGAACGAUACGAUUCGUGAUAACAUAACUUUCGGAUUACAAUAUGAUACUGAGAAAUAUGAUAGAAUAGUAAAGGCGUGUUGUUUGUUGCCAGACUUUGACAUAUUACAAAGUGGAGAUUUCACUGAGGUCGGUGAACGCGGGGUCAAUAUGAGCGGCGGCCAAAAACAAAGGAUUAAUAUUGCAAGAGCGAUUUAUAUGGAUAAAGACAUAUAUCUUUUAGACGAUCCCCUCAGCGCGGUUGAUGCCCAUGUCGGGAAAGCUUUAUUUGAAAAUGCAAUUGUGAAACUUUUGAAAAAUAUGGGAAAAACAAUAGUGCUAGUGACACAUCGACUUGAGUAUUUACCAUACUGUGAUAAAGUAGUUCUGAUGAAAGAUGGUCGCAUUUGGGAACAAGGAACUCACGACGAACUUUUGAAUGACGGAGACGAAUAUUACCAACUUUAUAAAAUGUGGUCAAAAGAAAAAGAAGGCGAUCAGCAAGAGAAACCGAAAAAUACAAUAAAAGAGAAACUAUUGCCUUCCGUUGAUGAUGAAAUUUACAGCCAUGCAGAAAAAAUGAAACGUGGUCGACUCAUGACCAUAGAGGAAAAAGCGAAGGGAGCUAUAAGCGCCGAAGCCUAUAGAAUGUACAUUAAAGCCGCUGGAGGUUGGUUCGUAACUAUUUUUAACUUUUUCACUUUUAUUUUGUUCAUUGGUUGUCAGCAAUUUUCAUCGGCGUGGAUGUCAUAUUGGCUAAAACAAGGAUCUGGUCGCAAUGUUUCAACAAUCGAAGUUAUUGGCAACAAUUUUACGGGGCUACCAAGGGAAGCAAAUUUUUCGUCGGGUUUUAACUCUACGUUUGAUUUUACUGUUUCAACUAGUCUAACACCAAGUCAAACUACGGUAUCGCCCCUGCCCUUUGUUGAAGAUAGAGUAAUUGAUAACCCAAAAUUGUACUUUUAUCUGUCUGUUUUUGGAUACACUAUUGCUGCUUCUGUAUUUUCCAUGAUGUUAAAAGCUUAUGUCUUCGCCACAUUGAGUUUACGUGCAUCUCAUGGACUACAUAAUAUGUUAUUUGACAAAAUAAUGCACAGUACCGUGGAAUUUUUUGAUACAACACCGACUGGACGAAUACUGAAUCGAUUUCAAAAGGAUCAAGAUAUGUUGGAUACUAUAAUUCCGAUGUUGGUGGAUUUAGUUCUGUCAUUUUGGGUUCUAAUUCUUUCUUGUCUUAUUUUUAUCGCGUAUGUGUUUCCGUACUUCCUUGCUUCUAUGGUGAUCUAUGUCCCCGUAUUUUUGGCUGCAUUUUUCAUCUUUAAAAGAGCUGUUACAGAGAUGAAACGUCAGGAUAAUAUAACACGUUCGCCAUGGAUAUCCCACAUCACCACUUCAAUUACUGGUAUCCACACAAUUCGAGCUUACAAUCGAACAAAAGAUUUUCUCGUUCGGUUUCAAGAACUUUUGGACACAAAUUCGAUCCCAUAUUUUCUCUACGUUGCUAUUAAUCGAUGGCUAGUCACCAGACUCGAUUUUAUGGCUAUAUCACUAGUCGUUCUCAGUUCUCUGCUUAUAGUUCUCACUAAUGGUGCGAUUCAGGCAGCAUAUGCCGGUCUAGCAAUUACUUCGACACUUAUGCUGUCACUGAUCUUUCAAUUCACGGCACGAACGUCAGUAGAAGCAGAAGCUAACUUUGUUUGCGCUGAACGAAUCGUUCACUACAUAACCACUGUUCCACAGGAGCCAAAAUCUGCCGGUAAGGCUGAUCUAGAUCCAAAAUGGCCUGAGUUUGGUUCGGUUCGAUUCAACAACGUGAAAAUGCGGUACAGAGACGGACUGCCUCUCGUUCUACAGGAUAUAUCAUUCACUAUAAAUACUUGCGAAAAAAUCGGAGUUGUUGGACGCACGGGAUCUGGAAAAUCAUCUUUGGGGGUUGUGUUAUUUAGACUUGUUGAACUGUGUGGAGGCAGCAUUGAAAUUGAUGGUGUCAAUAUAGCGGAAUUAUCAUUAUCCCAAUUGCGAUCAAAAAUUGCCAUCAUUCCACAAGAACCAGUUUUAUUCACGGGUACAGUGAAAUACAAUGUCGACCCGUUUGAUCAAUAUUCAGAAGAAGAAAUCUGGCUUGCUUUAGAACGGACACAUCUCAAAGAAACUAUAUCAUCCCUGCCUAUGAAACUAGAAGCCCCAGUAAGCGAAAACGGCGGUAAUUUUUCCGUUGGUGAAAGACAAUUAAUGUGCCUGACGAGGGCGUUAUUAAGGCGCAAUAAAGUGCUUAUUUUAGAUGAGGCCACUGCGUCAAUUGACGCAAGAACAGAUAGACUUGUGCAAGAUACUGUAAACGAAUAUUUUUCAGAUUGUACGUUAAUUACUAUUGCACAUAGACUGCAUACAGUAAUGACUUGCGAUCGUAUUAUGGUGUUAGACCAAGGCACGGUCGAAGAGUUCGAUACUCCUGAUGUCUUGUCAAAAAAUCCAGAUUCCGCCCUGUCGAAAUUACUUUCUUCAACUAUGGGAUAAAAACGUUUGCAGAAAAUGAAACCAAUGGAAUUUUUAUUUGCGUGUUAUGGGUAAAUAUCUAUAAAACACCAAACUAUGCUUGAAACCAAUAUAAAAAUGUCUCGUGGCCCUGUGGAUCGUUUUGUUAUUAUGUUGUUGUUAAACAAAUCGUUGUUUUUUUCAACUACUCGACCAAUUGCUUUGAAAUUUUCAAUGGUUAAACUUAUUGCUGUCGCUGGAAGGCCAUCACUUUUAUUUAUUUCAAAAAUAUCUAGGGGUUCUAUGGGAUUCGUUUUUACUUCGAAGUUUUGUGUGAUGACGUCAUCAUAAUAAAAAAUUACGUGCCGUGGUUUCGUGAUCACACCUCAGUGAUCUGGUUGCCAGAUUACUGGUACUGUAAAAUAUUUGUACUAAUUUGUUUUGGUCUUCGUGUCCAUAUAUUUGAGCAUCGCUCUCUUGUUUAAUGUAAGUUAAAUUCUUCCUAUGUCGUUCCAGUUGUGUGGUCCUCACGAUAGGAUUGAAAAGAUUUGCACUUCAUUAAUUACUACUUAGGCUUAUUGCACAAUAGUAAAUGCUGAAAUAUAUUUCACACAUGAUAUUGCUUCCUCUUAUUUUCAAUUAUUUUUUGAUAUGCACAUCGGGUUUUUAUUCACUAUGUUAUGAAAUGAAACGUGUUUUGAACUAUUUCUCAUUAGUCAUCAUUCUAUGUUGCUUAUACUUGCCACUUCUUAUUUAUUUUGUUUCCCGUAACAUGGUAUUAUUCCUUGGAGGCAUGAUUGGGAACUUAAAUUGUUUAAUCUGAAAUCUGAUGGUAUGCCUAUGGCGAAGGCGCUUGAAAAUUUGAAUGUACGUUUGUUUCAAAUUGAGUGUAAGCGUUUAUCCAUCGUCUCUGUCAAUCCGCUAUUCUAAUAAAAAGCAGAUGGGUUUUACCCAGGUUGAAAUCAUGUAUUAGCGUGUUCUUCAAACUUUUUUCAUCACGACCAACUUGUCACGGCCAAAUUUUUUCGCAACCCUCAGAAACUGAAAUAAAAAUAAAUUAAAAUUUUAUAAUGCAAAGAAUAUUAAAAAAAAAAAUUAUAAAAUUGACAAUACCUUUAAUAAGACGGAAGUGCUUACAUAUUCUCGCACAAAAGAUCGAAUCUUGGCCCUGUUUCGGUAAUGCUGAGUCUCGUGACGAAUUCCAAAUCUUUCAAAUUCGAUUGAUAUUUUGUUUUAACAUAAGUUAGCGUCGAAAAGGAUUUUACCGCAACCCCAUUGUUUUUCGCGAUCCACGAGAGGGUCGGGCCCACCAGAGUCAUAUCCUCCUCAAAAAUUUUGUGAGAUUUGAAUGUAAAAAUUGACAUGUUGAGAACGGGAAUUCAGUGUUGAGUAUCAUGUCUUGCGGGAGUAAAACAAUGUAACGUCCGUAUAUAUAUAUAUAUACCUCAUUUUAUUUCGUAUUUGUUUAUGCCAUGCACUGCCAGAAUAACCAGCUUCAAAUGAAUAGUAUAAGAAAUAAUUUAACAAGUAGUCCAUUUUUUUACUAUUGUUUCUUGCUACAUUGUACUUUUUUUGGAUAUUAGCGUGGCAAUGAGAUCUUUUAACUAAUAUUACAUCUUCACGCAUGUUUUAUAUUGCACUCUAACAUAUUUAAUGCUUUUUAUUUUAUGAUAAUUAAAUAGAAUGGUGACGAUGAUUUUACCCUCAAAUAAUUGUUUUUCUACCUUUUAUGAAAAAAAUUGCUGCAUUUGGAAUUGAUUUUGAAUAAGGAUUCUUAUUUUUAACCUGAAACAAAUAACUGGUUAACCAUCCCCACACCCGACAUGGACUGGUAACCGGACAAGAGACCGUGGCGCCUCAUAUAAACAGGCCGUCUUAUCGACUUUCCUCUCCCCGGGGUAUAUAUAAAUACAAAUACUAUCCCUAUCUUGAAUUAGACUAAAGGAUAAUUACUUAUGGAUCACACUACAUCAGUUGUCUCUAAGCGGUACAUUUAAACUAAGUUUUGUUUUUAAAUAAUAUUAAUGCGAAAUAUUUAAUGCAUUCUCAUAUUGCUUAACCAUUUGUAUAUUGCAUUUGCAGUACUUUGAUUUAUUUCUCUUGCCAUUUCACGGUACGAAUUACAUAGUUUCAAUGUAAA
Messenger RNA from Styela clava, 6246 nucleotides. Its product is annotated as ATP-binding cassette sub-family C member 5-like. Gene Ontology annotation, cellular component: membrane. Gene Ontology annotation, biological process: transmembrane transport. NCBI's taxonomy places the organism in Eukaryota, Metazoa, Chordata, Ascidiacea, Stolidobranchia, Styelidae. The record is from RefSeq and is a predicted model, not a curated record. Gene Ontology annotation, molecular function: ATP hydrolysis activity; ABC-type transporter activity; ATP binding.